This is a messenger RNA of Mercenaria mercenaria, 9228 nucleotides long. RefSeq names its product glycerophosphocholine phosphodiesterase GPCPD1-like. Gene Ontology annotation, biological process: glycerophospholipid catabolic process. Bases 480 to 2486 code for a protein of 668 amino acids. Gene Ontology annotation, molecular function: glycerophosphocholine phosphodiesterase activity; starch binding. The transcript is spliced from 18 exons. The record is from RefSeq and is a predicted model, not a curated record. Lineage: Eukaryota; Metazoa; Mollusca; Bivalvia; Venerida; Veneridae.
CUUACUGUACCGAAAGAGGACGAAACUUGUAAAAUAAAUUAGAAAUUAAGCUCUUAGGAUAUUGCAGGUAAAGAAAUUUCAGAUAUUGGUGAUUCUGGAUUAAUAUUUUACGUCUCAUCGUUUCAACAUGCGUUUACUGAAUUAUGUUAGUGCCAGUUGAUAUCCACUGGUUCUUGAAGAAAAAUAGCUCUCAAACGGUCUUGAAAACAUGAGAUUCUGCUAAAAGGGACUUGAAAGAGUGUAAAGGACUUGGAGAAGAUAGGUUCUGCUCAAAAGAACUUGAAAAAGUGAGAUUCUGCUUCAAGGGAUUUGAAAAAGCAAGGACUUGAAAAAUUGAGAGGGCCUUGAAGAAGAUACAUUCUGUUCAAAGGAUCAUUCUGCUUAAAGGGACUUGAAAAUACUCAAAGGGACUUGAAGAAAGUAGAUUCUGUUAAAAGUAGCACGCAGAGGAACUUAAAAGGACAAUUUUAUGUUGUAUUAUGCAAAAAGAGACCACAAUGUUGACAUCAGUGACAUAUGACGUGUUAUUCAAUGUUCGUGCAGAUACAUGUGCCGGAGAGGUGGUAUGCGUGACCGGCGACUGUGAUGAACUUGGCAAUUGGGAUCCAGACCAGGCUGUCAAACUCAGAAGACAAGCAGAUAAGAAUGUCUGGUCAAAGCAGAUGACGUUUACAUGUCAAAGAGAAUCAAUGAAGUACAGAUAUUUUAUAGCUCAACUUUUCCAGUCCGAGGAUCACGAAGAAAAAUCAACUAUUGUAACACUAUGGGAAACAAACAUAAGCCCUAGAGUGAUUUCUCUACAUAAUUUUGGAAAAGAGGGAAGUACAAAUAAUGUGGCCACAUUUGGGGAGUAUGGUAAUUUACAUCAUGUGACCAGAGGCUGGUUGAUAGACCAAUCACAGAUCAAUAUCCGGUUCCAUGGAAACCCUAUAAAGAUGUGGAACACCAAAUACAGGAAUCAAACAUACAGUAUAAAAUGUACACCCAUAGACCAUCGCUAUAGAGACGAGCACAGUGACGAGGAAGGAGAACAUUUACCACAUGCUGCUAAUACAUCAGUGAGGGUAUCAGUGUUAGAAAAAGGUCGCUCAGUCCCCCAGGUGCAGUCAGAGUAUGGGGCCAUAUACACACCAGACUGCUAUAUGAGCUUCAUGGUACAGACUUUGGAACUAGAGACAACAGGCUUUCAGCUGGAUUUUUAUGUCCAUGAACGUGCUGGAGAAGAUGAUGCCAAGGACAGCUUGCCUCGUCAUGUCGGAUAUGCCUUCAUACUGCCUUUGGAUAUAUAUCGCAGUGUUGACACCAAAACAGUGCCUAUCACCAGCCUUCAUCACAAACCGCUUGGACAGAUAAAGUUUGAAUACUUGGUCGUGAAGGCGAUGAUUGGACGCAAGUUUGGUAUGGAAGUAUCGUAUCAGAAAUACUGGAAGCAUUCGCGGGAGCCGCUAGAUAUCGGUCAUAGAGGGAUGGGAAUUAGUUAUGCUGGCAGUAACAUGUUGGCCACUGUCCCAGAAAACACCGUAAAGUCCCUCAUGGAUGCUGCCAAUAAUGGAGCAGAUUUUGUAGAAUUUGAUGUACAUCUCACUAAGGACAAAGAAGUAAUUGUAUACCAUGAUUUCAAAGUGAAUAUCACAUAUAAAAAGAAGCAGAAUGGUGGUAUAGAGCUGCUGCAGGUUCCGGUGAAAGAUCUUAAACUGGCUGAAUUACAGCAUAUGAAGGUAUGUUUACAUGUUUAUUAUGUAAGGGUAUCUUUUCAGCAAAAUGGAAAUUCUUUGCACAAGCCAAGACCAGAAAACAUUGAAGAGAUAAAUUCAGAUGAAGACACACAUGAGGACUUGGAGACAUUCCCUACUCUAGAAAGAUGUCUUAAUUCUGUAGAUAAGCAUACAGGCUUCAAUAUAGAACUUAAGUUCCCACAGGAACUCAAGACUGGUACACAUGAGCAAGAGGGUUAUCAUGAUAUGAACGUAUUUCUGGACACUGUGUUAAGAGUUGUCUUCGAACAUCAUGGUGGAAGACGGAUUGUUUUCUCAUCAUUUGACAGUGAUACUUGUAUAGCGUUACGUCUUAAACAGAACAGAUAUCCAGUUUUGUUUCUGACUCAAGCAGACACAACAAUCUAUGAACCUUAUGGAGAUAUAAGAACAACAUCGGUUCCCAUGGCAGCAGAAUUCUGUAUUGCUCAUGAUUUGUUGGGAGUUAACCCCAUGUCAGACAUUCUUCUGAAUGAUUUAUCAUUGAUAGACUAUGUAAAGGAUAGCGGCCUUGUUCUGUUUACGUGGGGAGAAGGCAACAACAACUCCGAUGUUAUAAAUAAACUCAAAAAACAUAGGGUGGAUGCAAUCAUUUAUGACAGGAUUGAUCAUUUCAAGACAGACAAGGAGAGUAUAUUCAAGUUGGAGCACAAAAAGAAGUUGGAAAUGUUACAUGGGCAGUUCCUUUCAAUUAUUGAUGUAAACAGCUCUGGAACUGCUGUUUCCUCUUAGCAUCGCUGCUAAACAUUUAUGUAAACAACUCUGGAAGUGGUAAUCUCUUUGUAUCGCUGCUAAACAUUUAUUUAAACAACUCUGGAAGUGGUAAUCUGUUUGUAUCGCUGCUAAACAUUCAUGUAAACAACUCUGGAAGUGGUAAUCUCUUUGUAUCGCUGCUAAACAUUUAUUUAUUUCAUUGUUGCUAAUCAUUGAUGUGAACAGUUCUGGAAUUAAUAAUUGCUUAGCAACUUUUCUAAACAUUAAUGGAAACAGCCUUGAAAGUAAUAUUUCAUCUUAGCAUGACGACUUUAUCAAUAUGAGAUAUUCCUGCCUACCUCCAAAUGAAGGAAGGGGCCUCCAUGGCAGAGUGGUUGAGGUCGCUGACUUCAAAUUACUUGCCCCUAAUCUAUGUGGGUCCGAGCCUCACUCGGGGCAUUGAAUUCUUCAUGUGAGGAAACUGUCCAGCUGGCUUACGGAAGGUCAGUGGUUCUACCCAGGUGCUCGCUCAUGAUGAAAUAAUGCACGGAGGGGCACCUGGGGUCUUCCUCCACCGUCAAAGCUGGAAAGUUGCCAUAUGACCUAUAAUAGUGUCAGUGUGACGUUAAACCCAACAAAAUCAAAUCAAAAUGAAGGUUGACCACUUUGCAGAAUCUCUAUACUAUUAGGCUUGUAUUUUGUCAUUGCAUUGUACUUUGUUCAUUUUUGCUCAAUGUCUUUAUAAGCAAAUUCUAUAUCUUAUAGAUAUUUUGACAGAAUUUCUAAUCCAACCUUAGCAUUUGUGCCUUGUCAUUUUAAAAGGGACAGUCUGGCAGACUUAUUCAGGCAGACUUAUACAGAAUUUAUGAUUCAGUAUGGUUCUAAUUAUAGUAAUUUCUGUGAAUGUACAAAAUAUAUUCAUCCUUAUAUAUGUAGUUGGGUUUAAUUUUAAAUUAAAAGAAAAGACAGUAACUGUUAAGCCCAAAACCUAAUUGUAUGGUCAUUAGUUGAUUAUGGAAAAAACUGAUCAUGGUCAUGUGAUCUUUACACUUGUCUCAUUUAUGAUGGUAUGCAAGUGCUGCUCAACUAGGUACAUGUAUAUAUUUUUAGCUCACAUGUCACUUUGUGACAAAGUGAGCUUUUGUGAUCGCGCAGCGUCCGUCGUCCGUCCGUGUGUGCAUAAUCUUUUGCUUGUGACCACUCUAGAGGUCACAUUUUUCAUGGGAUCUUUAUUAAAGUUGGUCUGAAUGUUCAUCUUGAUGAUAUCUAGGUCAAGUUCGAAACUGGGUCACGUGCGGUCCAAAACUAGGUCAGUAGGUCUAAAAAUAGAAAAACCUUGUGACCUCUGUAGAGGCCAUACUUUUCAAUAGAUCUUCAUGAAAGUUGGUCAGAAUGUUCACCUUGAUGAUAUCUAGGUCAAGUUUGAAACUGGGUCAUGUGCCGUCAAAAACUAGGUCAGUAGGUCAAAUAAUAAAAAAACCUUGUGACCUCUCUAGAGGCCAUAUUUUUCAUGGGAUCUGUAUGAAAGUUGGUCUGAAUGUUCAUCUUGAUGAUAUGUAGGUCAAGUUCGAAACUGAGUCACGUGCGGUCCAAAACUAGGUCAGUAAGUCUAAAAAUAGAAAAACCUUGUGACCUCUCUAGAGGCCAUACUUUUCAAUGGAUUUUCAUGAAAAUUGGUCAGAAUGUUCACCUUGAUGAUAUCUAGAUCAAAUUUAAAACUGGGUCACAUGCCAUCAAUAACUAGGUCAGUAGGUCAAAUAAUAGAAAAACCUUGUGACCUCUCUAGAGGCCAUAUUUUUCAUGGGAUCUGUAUGAAAGUUUGUCUGAAUGUUCAUCAUGAUGAUAUCUAGGUCAAGUUCGAAAUUGGGUCAACUGUGGUCAAAAACUAGGUCAGUAGGUCUAAAAAUAGAAAAACCAUGUGACCUCUCUAGAGGCCAUUCUUUUGAAUAGAUCUUCAUGAAAAUUGGUAAGAAUGUUCACCUGGAUGAUAUCUAGGUCAAGUUCGAAACUGGGUCACAUGUUGUCAAUAACUAGGUCAGUAGGUCAAAUAAUAAAAAAACCUUGUCACCUCUCUAGAGGCCAUAUUUUUCAAUGGAUCUUCAUGAAAAUUGGUCAGAAUUUUUGUCUUGAUGAUAUCUUGGUCAGGUUCAAAACUGGGUCACAUGAGCUCAAAAACUAGGUCACUGUAUCAAAUAAUAGAAAAAGCAAUGUCAUACUCAGUUCAAAACUGGGUCAUGUGGGGACAGGUGAGCGAUUCAGGACCAUCAUGGUCCUCUUGUUUAUUGUGACAGAAUUUAGAGUGUUGAAAACAAUACAGUCGUAAGUUCUUUAUUGAAUAUGUCUUACAACAGUGUUGCAUGCAACCCUUGAUUUGCAGUCUAUGAAAUGCUGCAUACCUUGAGAGUUCAACUUUAUUAUUCAAAUAGGAGAAAAAGGAUGAUUUUUUGUUUUAAAAAACUGCUACAUUUUAUGUAAGUCUUAUGUAAUGGUCUUAUGUUUUGUUUCAAUAAAGAAUGACUUCAAUGAGUACUCAAUACAUUUGCCAGAUGUAGAGAGUGACACUUUAUAUUGAUAUCGCGUCAUGAGGAUGUAUCUAUAACACAUCAGUUACUGCAUUCAUAGAAAGAAACUCAACACCAUAUUGCCUUUUGUAUAAUUUUAUAAAAUGGAUCAUCUUCUGCUAUUAAUGUUUGAUACUCUAAAGCAAACAUCUAGCACAUAUAUAGCAAUGUCUGGUAAAAUGUGUAGCUUAUCAUCUGCAAAAUUGUUAGCAACACCUUAAGUGCUUCACUUACAUAAGAAUGGUCAGCCUUAACUGUGUUAAGAAGUCGGUGGUGUAACUUGGACAUUGUUCAUUUAGGAAAUAAUAUAUAGCAGAACCAUGUUUUAACAUAUCGAAACAGUACGAUGAGGCUAUAUGCUUGUGGAAUUAUUUUUAUGAGGGUGUAGCUCAAUUGAAUUAUACAUGCGCCGUUUAACCAAUUUGUUUUGUUGAGAUAUGUUAAAACGUAGUUCUGCUAUAAAUUGUUUCGAUUCUAAUAUGUCUGUUAUGUAAACAGGUUGAUGAAAAGGAGAUGCACUUUUUACCUUGUGCACAUAUGGCACCAAAUAUAUUAGGUAGAUAUGACAUCAGUGUGUAACUCUGUUUUAACAGUGUUAAAAUAUGGGAUUAAUACAUCCCGUGGAAAGUGCAUAGACGUCUGAUUGGUUCUUUUUCGCACCUAUUAACUUACACAGUGUUAGUGAAUUAAGUGUUUCGAUUCUGCAAUGUUUUUUAUAUAACAUGGUAGAUCAAAUAUAGUAGCACUCUUUCUCGAGGUCUGUACUGCACUGAAUGUUACGUGGACGUGAUGUCAAAUUUACGUGUUUUAACGGAAACGUGCAUGGAUUUUUCAUAUAAGAAUACCUGUUUUUGUAGCUGUUCUUUACUGUCUACUAAGAGCUUUCAGUAAAUAACAGCUAUCUGGUUUUAAAUGACUUGUAUAAAGUACCAUUAAAUUAUACUGUUUUGUUAAUGAUAUGUUAAGAAUUGCUUCUUUGUACUUGUUUUAUGCCCAUAUCUUAUCACCUUAUUCAAUGCACAUGUUUUGUCACCUUAUUUUAUGCCCAUGAUUUAUCACCUUGUUUAAUACCUAUGUUUUGUCACAGUAUUAGUCAUAUGUACACUAGUUUUACAUGUAUACUAAGACUUGAUUUUGAUCAGUUUUCUAGAUAUUAAUAGGGCACAUUAAAAAAAUUAUUUUGUUAUUAUGCCCUCUACACCCCCCCCCCCCCCAACACCUCUCAUUCAAAGAUGAGAAGAUAUAUUGUUUUGCUCCUGUCAGUUGGUCAGUUUGUUGGCCAGUAGACACUUGGGUUUCAGGGAACACUUUAGCCAACAUUGGUCAGACUUGAUAGGAUGAAUGCCUUAUGUUCAAUAGAUGACUUCUGUUGUUUUGAAGGUCUGUAGGUCAAAGGUUAAGAUUAUGUUGACCUCGAGACUAAAAACAGUUUCUGAUCAAUUACUGAAAAAUUAGUAGGACUGAAAAAUUAUUAGGUCUACAAAGGUCAAUUUUACAAGAGUCCGGAGACUUGAAAUUGUUCCUUAUUAACUGCUGGUCUAUCCUUAAUAGAAGUCCCUGUUUUUGAGGUCAAAGGUCAAGGUGGAACUAUACUUGAGACUGACAAUGACAAACCCAGUUACCACCAACAGGCUGAUAUUGUGGCAUAUAUUCUUUCCUAGCAGCUCUUGUUGGAGAUGUUUCAGCUAUUUAUUGCUUUUAGCUCACCUGUCACGAAGUGACAAGGUGAGCUAUUGUGACCGCUUGAUGUCCGUCGUCCGUCAUGUAAUGUCCAUCGUCCGUCAACAAUUUCUAAAAAUUUCGUCUUGAAAACCACUGGGCAGAAUUACACCAAACUUCACAGGAAUGAUCCUUGGGUGGCCCACAUUUAAAAUUGUUCAAAGAAUUGAAUUCCAUGUAGAACUCUGGUUGCCAUGGCAACCGAAAGGAAAAACUUUAAAAAUCUUCUUGUCCAAAACCACAGGGCCUAGGGCUUUAAUAUCUGGUGUGUAGCUUCAUCUAGUUGUCCUCUACCAAAAUUGUUCAAAUUAUCCCCCUAGGUCAAAUAUGGCCCCGCUCCGGGGGUCACAAGAUUUAUAUAGACUUGUAUAGGGAAAACUUUGAAAAUCUUCUUGUACAAAACCACAUGGCCUAGGGCUUUGAUAUUUGGUAUGUAGCAUCAUCUAGUGGUCCUCUACCAAGAUUAUUAAAAUUAUCCCCCUAGGGUCAAAUAUGGCCCCACCCCAGGGGUCAUAUGGUUUAUAUAGACUUGUAUAAAGAAAACUUUGAAAAUCUUCUUGUACAAAACCACAUGGCCUAGGGCUUUGAUAUUUGGUAUGUAGCAUCAUCUAGUGGUCCUCUACCAAAAUUGUUCAAAUUUUCCCCCUAGGGUCAAAUAUGGCCCCACCCUGGGGGUCCCAAGUUUUACAUAGACUUAUAUAGGGAAAAAAAGUUUAAAAAUCUUCUUGUCUGAAACCACAACACUUAGACCUUGGAUAUUUGGUUUGUAGCCUUGUCUUAUGGUCCUCAACCAAAAUUGUUCAAAUUGUACCCCUUGGGUGAAAAGAGGCCCUGCCCUGGGGGGUCCCAAGUUUUAUAUAGACUUAUAUAGGAAAAAGCUUUAAAAAUCUUCUUGUCUGAAACCAUACAACCUAGGCUUUUGAUAUUUGGUAUGAUGCAUUGUCUAGUAGUCCUCUACCAAAAAUGUUCAAAUUAUGCCCCUGGGGUUAAAAGAUGCCCCACCCUGGGGUCACUUGGUUAUUAUGUGAGUUAUAUAGGAAAAUACUUAAAAAAUCAUCUGAUCAUAUUUCCAAGACUGUUUAAUUAUAAUUACCUGAUGACCCCAAGUAAUAUGAUGUCACUUGACUGUGACCUUGACCUACUGACCUACUUUCUUGUCUUUUAAGAUACAACCUUGAAAUUUUGAUGACAUACACAGUUCUGCACACAAAUCGUAAAACUGAAUUUCAUUGACCAUGAAUGUGACCUACUGACUUUCUUAAUAUUUUAUCAUCAGUUUGACAUUUGAAACAUGUAGCUCAUAUUACUCAGGUGAGCGAUCCAGGGUCAUCAUGACCCUCUUGUUUAAUAUAUUUUUUAUAUUAUAUAAAUAUAUAAAAUAUAAUUUUCAGUAUAAUGAUGUUUCCAUUAAGGAAAUUAAUUACAGCUACAUCGUCAUAUUUUUGUCAGCCAUUUUAGUUUUGGCAGCCAUUUUAAUAGCACAGUAAUAUUCAGUAUAUGUCAGUUUGAAAGGAUUAACUAUGCAACCCAUACAUAUUAUUAUACUAUGUAAAAAUGUUGCAUUCUUGUGUGGUUUUUUUUUAUAGAAAUAUUUCAAAUGACUACCCAUUAUGGGAACUAAUACUUGGAUAUUUUGCGGCCAUCUCGAAUAUUACAGCAACUUCCUUUUGUUUUCUUAUUCAGAUAAAACCUAAUAACAUGUGAACAGAGUUUGGUGCUUUUCUCAUGUAUAGAACUAUUUUAUGAAAUUGAGUCACUUUAUGGCUGCAGUGCUAUUAAGGUUGUUCUACACGUUUGGAUCGAAAUUUUUUCUACAAUGUAGAAUUUGAUUAAACUCUGAUUUUUCAAAACUUCAGAACAUACCUAGAAUAUUCAGCAAAUAAAAAAGAUAGGGUCGUGUGCUUGAUUAUUUGCCAGACUGAUUUGAAAAAAUUAGACCUCACGCAAUUUUUCAUAAUGGAGGUCUAUGGGAAGAUCAUAACUUUCAUAACAUUUUCACAUAUAGAAAUUUUUCUAUAAUGUAGAAUUUAAAGAAACUUUCCACAGUUGUAAAUAAACAUAUGGACUAUAAUGUGGUGAAAUAUAAUGUAUAUGUCCGUGUGCUUAUUUUUGAGAUAUUUUACGAUGAUUUAAGUGUAACGCACUUUUCAUUCUAAUACAAGGACAUUAUUUUGAAGUUUCAACAUGUCAGAUGUUUUAAUAUCAUAUUUAACUGUAGAAAGAUAGUUACAGUGCCAUUGUAAUAAAUCUACUCAUAGGUUGUUAUUAAUUCAUAAAUCCACACUUUAUUCCACGUUUUCCGGAUAAAUGACAUUACGCUAUCACUUCCUGUUUAUCAAACGUGCAGAACUACCUUAAUACUGAGAUAUUUAUGAUAUUCUUAAAUGCAUGGACAAAAAUAGGGUAUUGUAGUAACUUUAUGUAAUUGUGAUUCUUGGAAUUUGCUGUAUAAUUUAACUAUAGUAAAUUUGUACAAUAAAUCUUAUUUGUUUGCCUCAGAA